GCUCAUUUCUUAGUUGGAAUGAGGCAGGCUUUUUGUUUUAUUGUUGUUGUUUUUAAGCGUGUGGCAGCUCCGUGCAAAUAGGAUCACAUCAAGGGCAACUCCAGUGGGGACCCUCCCUCGCCGGCAAAGCAGGGUGAGACUCUGGGGGCUGGGGCCCUGAUGAGCACGAAAAUGCCCCCCCGUGCAGCUGCAGGGAGGUGCGACUGGAAAGCGGCACCGCCUGUGAUGGGCUCCGAGGCCGGCCUGGCAGAGCCCGGGGGCGUGGCCCUUCCCCCGCCCCCCGAAGUCAGUCCAGAUCCCACACACCCUGAAUUCACUGCAGUGAGCGAGCUGCCAUUGCUUGCAGGCUUGUGGGCUCCGGUAAAACAUCCAGGUGUGCGUCGUGGCCUGGGGGAAGGGGAGACACAUUCGCUGCACCCCGACUUCUGUAGAGGAAAGAGUGCACCAUCUCUCCGUGCUCUGGAGAGGAAAACUUGUGAUCUUUCGGAGAGAAACACGGGUGAACGCGCGUCCCAGCAGAAAGCCUGCUGGGGCCACCGUGCAAAUGAGAGCCGUGAUUGGUUUUCACCUUCUUCCAGAGGACUUGGUGACUGGCUGCACUGAGCUUUAAAGACUGGGUUUCGUUUCCGUGGGAGCGUUUCAGGUUCAAGGACUGCUUGUUAAUGGUUUGCGACUGCCUGACAAUAAACCGAGCCUCAGUUGCUGCAGCCCGGGCGGAUGCCUAAGGACCUGUGACCAGGAAGAAAGUUAGAAUUGGGGACGGAAGGAAGCCAGUGGUCUCCCCUGCCUGCUGGGCUGGGCUCUUCAUGGGAUUGAAGCUUCUCGAGCCUAUGCAGGCAGCCUGGAAAUGGUGGUCUUCAUUAAAGCCAAGAUCAAGUCUCUAAUUAAACUCUUUAAGAAGAAAACUGUUUCCAACCUAGAUGAGGAGAGCCGAUGGACGGUCCACUACUCGGCCCCGUGGCACCAGCAGGAGAACGUGUUCCUUCCCUCCACCAGGCCCCCCUGCGUGGAGGACCUGCACCGCCAAGCCCAGCUGAACCUCAAAUCAGUACUGAGGGAAUGUGAUGCUCUGCGGCGGGACGGCUAUCGGAGUUCUCAGUAUUACUCUCAGGGACCCACCUUCUCCGCCAGCUCCAGCCCGCUUGGCCUCGAUUACCAAGAUGAGGAUGAGGAGACGGACCAAAAGUGUUCUGUAUCUUCAUCGGAAGAAGAAAGGCUUAUUUCCAUCAGGAGACCUAAAACGCCAACCUCAAGUGACUUCUCUGACCUUAACACGCAGACAAACUGGACCAAGUCGCUUCCACUGCCGACGCCCGAAGAGAAGAUGCGGCAGCAAGCUCAGACGGUCCAGGCCGACGUGGUUCCGAUUAACAUAACUGGGGAGAAUUUCGAUCGCCAGGCCAGCCUUCGGCGGUCUCUAAUUUACACAGACAGUCUGGUAAGACGACCGAAGAAAGUCAAAAGGAGAAAGACUAUUACAGGAGUCCCUGACAACAUUCAGAAGGAGCUAGCGUCGGGCGCUGGCCGGGAGGACGUGGGCGGCCCCUCGACGUGCGCCCCCGAGCCCUACGCCACGCUGGGGCGGCUGGGCAGCUCCCGGGCCUCCGGGCAGCGCUCAAAAACGCGGGACUCGAGCUGUCAGACCGAGGACGUGAAAGUCGUGCCCCCUUCCAUGCGGAGGAUCCGGGCGCAGCGGGGCCAGGGCAUCGCGGCGCAGAUGAGCCACUUCUCGGGCUCCUCCGGGAACGUGUCGGUGCGGAGCGACCCCGCCGGCGUCGUGCCCCCUCCCCGCCUGCACGCCGACGCCGGCUUCCACAGCCUCCCCCGCCCCGGGGCUCUGGCGGCUGAAGACCCGGGCGGCACGUUCCCCUACCCGGGCGCGCACCCACACCCAGAUGGGAUCCUAGCACCUUUUGGAGGGGCCCCGGGGGCUGGGACCCUCUGGAGGCCCGCGUCCCAGGAGCUGCGGCACUUCGCGGGCGGCCAGGCCUUCCCCGCGUGUCUGGUCUCCCCUCACGCGACCUACUCCACCAGCAUCCUCCCCAACGCCAGGCUGCCCUGCUCCUCGGAAGUCGUUCUUAUCCACACUGCGCUCAGGACCCCCGCCAGCGCCUCCUCCGCCCACCCAAAGCUGAAACCCCGCGCCUCCCUCACCUCCAGGGCGCCCGGGAGGGACGCGCCUCCGUGUGCGCUGGGCCUCUGGGGUGGGAGCGCCCCCUGCGCCCUCCCCCGGGUUCUGGACGCCUGCUCCCCCGGGGGCGCCUCGCUGCUGUCCCUGUGCGACCCCGCUGUCCCUCUCCAACCCCCAGCCAGCCGUGAGAACGGGGCCCAAGGCGCGGCGUAUAACUGCGGAAACAGCCUGAGCUUUCCGAGCUCCCCCCAGGAUGCGGAUGGCCGCAGCGAGUCGAGUUAUUCCGGAGGGAGGGGGCCCGGCAGCCCGCGGCCCUGGGAGUAUCAGACCUCGGGGACCGGGAGCGCCUCCCCGCAGAAGCCCCUCGGGGCGCCCGGGUCCUCCUCUCCCGCGAGUCCUGGGAGCAGCUGCAGUUUAGAGCAGACGUCCAGCAGGGAGGACGCGGGGUCCCUGCACUCCGGGGACCCCGAUGGCUACUACAUCCCUGGGCCCACGGACCCGGGCCCCGGAUCUGGGAAUCUGUGCAAUCGCCGGGAUAGCUUCGGAAACCCCAGGCAUAGCGUGGUCAAUGUUUUUGAUGGAAGAGCCCAGAAAACCCUAGGGGACCGGCCACCAAAUGGCCCCGAGAAAUCCCUUUCGCGAAACAUCUCCCUGAAGAAAGCCAAGAAGCCCCCUUUGCCCCCCUCGCGCACAGACUCCCUCCGCCGGGUCCCCAAGAAGGGCACCCAGGCCAACGGGCAGGUGCUGAGCGAGAGCCUCCUGGCCUCGCUGCAGCAAUCGCUGCGCCUGGGCCUGCAGUCCCCCGACGGCCGCUCGCCCUCGCCCCGGCCCUGCAGCGACUGCGACGAGCCCUGGCCACCCCGCUCCCGCAGCCAGAGCACGGCCAGUGUGGGCAGCAGCCUGGCCUCCGCCGCCACCCCCACGGCGCGCUCCCUCGGGGCGGCCACGCCGUCGCAGAGCGACACGAGCAGCGUCCGCUCCGAGUACGCAGACUCCUGGGGCUACUACAUCGACUACACGGGCCUACAGGAGGAUUCCGGCCAUCCGGCAGGGUUGUGUCCGGCCAGUGGCCGGGCACCAACCGGGAACGGGACCGCCCGCGAUGUCCCCGACGGGUUCAGGGCUGCGGGGCCGCAGGCGCCCAGUGGUGGCUCGGUCAAACCAAAGAUCACCUCCCCUGAGAAGCUGCCCAGGGUCACGUCUCCAUCCAGUGGUUACUCCAGCCAGUCCAACACGCCCACAGCUGUCACCCCCGUGCCUGUGUUCUUAAGGUCAACGUCACCAGCAAACGGGAAGGGGAGGACCCGGCCCAAGGUGCCGGAGAGGAAGUCCUCCCUGAUAUCCUCCUUGUCCGUCUCCUCCUCUUCCACCUCGCUUUCUUCUAAUACUUCUACGGAAGGGAGUGGGACACUGAGGAAGCCCGAGUCGGGGACCAGCUGCCUGGCGGCCCCUCUAGCUGGGCCACCCCCAGGAAAUGCUGAGAGAUCUCCUUUGCCUCCUCCCCCUCCUCCUCUGGCAGAUUCCUCCGACGACUAUCCUCUGCCCCGCUCCCCCGUUUUCCCCCCUCCGCCACCAGAAGUCCUGGGUGCAUUAUGUGCCCCCACUGACACCUGCUUCUCUCCUCCCCCCACAUCACUGAGCCCCAACCUCCCAGAGCCUUCAGCAUCCUUCCCGUCCCCUCCACCUUUCUCACCCUCCCCACUUCCUCCCCCUGCCCCUCCUCUUGACCCCAAAUGGAUGCAGAAUCCCAGGCCUUCUCGCACACCAUCCAGCCAGCCAGAAGCCACCUGCAGUGCCUUUAAGCAGCCUGCCCCCAGGGAGGACAGCCUGAGACCCCCCAUGCCCCUGAUCACCACGGAAGCCUUACAGAUGGUACAGCUGAGGCCCGUGAAAAAGAACUCAGGGACCGAGGGAGCACUGUUAGCAGAAAGGAUAGCUCAGGAAAAACCAGCUCCGGGCGUUCCACAGUAUCAUUUAAAGCCAUCUGCUCUCCUGAAAUCCAGAAAUAGCAUCAAUGACAUGGAGAGCCAGAGCCGGAAUGCCUCCCCGAGCAGCUCGCUCCCGGCUCCCGCCCAGAGCCCGACUCAGGGUCACCAUCGUGCCGGGGCAGCCAAGCGCGACAGUCCACCCAGCCGCAGGGACGCCUGGCCAGCCAGGGCCUCAGCGGGGACGGGGACAGAGGCUCAGCCCCGCCAGGGGACGGCACCGGUCCCAGAGCAGCCCGGCUCACCAGCUAGCAGGAAACCGCCUCCUAUUUCCAAGAAGCCCAAACUGUUCCUGGUGGUGCCACCUCCACAGAGAGACUUCCCAGAGCGGCAGGUGGAGGACGGCCACGGAGCCCUCUGUGCCCAGCCAAGGCCUCCCAGAGAAGAAGCCAGAGAGACUCUGGCAGCGGGGUCCGGUUCCCACGAGCCUGACUCCAGUGGUCACCCGGUGCUUGGGGCAGGAGCUGCCGGAGCUGCGGCGUCCCUGGGCACAGUGGAAGCCCAUGUCCCCAUGGUGCCACCCGAUGCUGUGCCAACCCCCAAGCAGGGGAAGCCAGGCGCCUCGGAGGAAGACAGCGUGGAUGACGGAGGGUGCCUGGACAGACGCCUGGGCCCGGAGGGCGGACAGGCUGCCGUGCUGGAGACGGAUGCAGCAGGUCCCGCCUCGGAGGCCUGUGACGCCCUCGGGGAAGACGGGAGUGACGAGGCGAUGACCCCCACUAGACCCAGGACCACCGAAGACCUUUUUGCAGCUAUCCACAGAUCCAAAAGGAAAGUCCUGGGCCGGAAGGACUCGGAUGAGGACCACUCCCGGAACCAUUCCCCAUCCCCCCCGGUGACACCCACCAGUGCCACCCCCGGCUUGACGUCCCCGAAGCAAGUGGGGUCCAUCCAGCGGGGCCUGCGGAAGAGCAGCACCAGCAGCGACAACUUCAAGGCGCUUCUGCUGAGGAAGGGGAGCCGGUCGGACGCCAGCGCCCGCAUGUCGGCGGCCGAGAUGCUCCGGAGCACGGACCCGCGCGUCCACAGGCCCCGCGCGGAGCCCGCCCCGGACGCCCCCGAGCCCCCGGCCAGCCCCUCCCCGGGCAGGCACCGCAGGGCCCCGGAGGAGUGGGCCAGGAACGAGGGCCUGAUGCCCCGCAGCCUGUCCCUCUCGGGCCCGCGCUACGGCCGCAGCCGGACGCCGCCCUCGGCCGCCAGCAGCCGCUACAGCGCGCGCCACCGCAGCCACGGCAGCGCCAUGACGGUCAUCUGCGAGGGCGACGGGGAGGCCGCGGAGCCCGCGGACGCCAGAGCCCGCCGCGCCUCGGGCGCCGCCCGCGGGGGAGCCCUGGACGGGCCGGCGGGGCCCGGGAUGGACCGGGCCGACGAGCCCGCCGCCCUGCUGGGGACCCCGGCCCCCGGCCCCGCAGACGCGAGGCCCGGCCCCGACGGCAGGGACCUGUCGGCACAGAGCGCGGAGCCCCCGAGGGAAGAGGGCUAGGGGCCGGGCCGGGAGCCUCCCGCCGAUGCGGGGCGGGCGAGCCACACAGCCUCCAGGAAGCCCCGCAGCCCGCUCGGUGCCCGGGGCUGCAGGGCAAGGCCUGGGGACCCGCCUGCACUCGCCCCGGGGCGUAAAAGCCAGUAGACGCUCAAGUGCCGAAAGUGCUUCCUGGGGAAGGUGAUUUUGCUCAAUGCUGUGUGUGUGCGUGUGCAGGGUGUGUGGGCGUGCACAUUUUUUGGAACAUUUUUUAUUUUAAAAAAAUACAGCAUGUACAGAAAUGGGGGGAGUUAAGGUAGGGAAAGCAGUGGAGUCUUCUGGACCAGGCGGUAACCGCUAUAAAAGAAAUGUUUAUGGGUGUUGGUGCAUUUCCUGUGAAAGCUGCCCCCGUGGCCUCUAGCAAGAGGGGGAGGCUGGCUGGCUCUUGCUGCCCAGAACACACUUGUUUGAACACGAGCACAGUGUGCCUGGAAGAGAGGCAGGCACCAUGGGCACAGAGAAGUUGGGAAGGGCUGUGUGACUGAUUGGUUCAGGUACUUUUUUUCUGGGGGAAAAGGGUUUCCUUUCUCUUUUGUACAGAUGACAAACCUGUGGAAAUGGCAACGUGGAGCCUGCUGCUGUGUACCCACGUACACACAACUCGUAGCCUGAGUUUAGGAAACAUGGGUGGUUUGUAAGUGUACUUUCUCCGUGAGGACAGUGAGACCUUCCUGGAGAAGGAAGUGAUGGUGUGUACAAGCAAGAGGGCAAGAGGGGGACUGGGGAGAGAAGGAGGUGAUACACUGCUGGAAUUUGUUUCCUGCUUAUGAAAUAAAGUUAUUUUUCAGAAUUAAAUAUGAAAACUUGCACUACAGAAUUGUGGGUGGAGCUGUUCCUUUUACAGCCCGUUUUUGUACCAGAGUUUAAACUCCCACUUGGCAAUUUCUUAUUCCUUGAGAUGUCAACAUUUGCUAACUUUUGGAUAUACUUUUGGUUACACCAAAGAAAAAUUUACAGCUAUUUUUCCUUUGCCUGCCUGUGGUAUCACGUCCUAAUUUAGGAGGGUUUAUCAAAGUCUAUUAUCUUACUUUGAAGAAAAUGCCGAAUAGCUCUUGUUAGUGAAAUAAACUGAUACUAAUUGGCAGGGCUUGGCUAUUAGCCCUGGGAAAUGAGUUUCUAGAUUAAAAUGACUUUUUGCAUCAUUUGGUUUGUGUGUUUUUACAUUGUUUAUAAAUAAUUGAGUUUGCUAAUUGCCUUUUCAAUUAGAAUUUCUACAUUUUCAAACAUGAGAGAAAAGUGCGUAAUUUAUUUCAAUGUAAUAAACUUAUCACUUCCCAACUUCCUCCCAUCUAGCCUGCUUUUCUCGUUGGUUCAGUAAAAGCAGAAUCUCAUUUUCUGCAUCAGAAGGACCUGUGAUGACAGUACUGUGAUUCUUUGUCUAAAUAAAAUGCAGCUGCCAAUUGUCAUUUUUUUUUCUUGGUAUGAAAAUAUCAUCUAAUGUUGGACCCCACAGUUCAAGUCACUUAUAUAAUAAAACUUUAGAUAUCUGUUUUACACAGCUCUGUCAGGAAAAACAAGCCUCAAGAAUUAAGGCUACAUCCUUUUUCUGAAGAAAACACCACACUUCCCCACCCCCACCCACGACCGGAAAUCAAGACUUGCUUUCUAGCCCAAGGCAGAAGGACUUAUCAUUUGCAGCAAACCUCUACUGCACUGAGAACAAGGAUCUUAUCUUCUGAAUUUUAUUAGAGUAGCGAUGGCUUUUGAAUAUGAAAAAUAUCCCUGGCUACCUAAAAAAUAUGAGAACAGCUGUGGAUAUGUGAAGCCUUUAACUUAAUACAUAAAUCAUUUAUGUGCAAGGUAAUCAUAAAACCGUAACAAAAUCCUCAUUUGCCUUACAAAGAAACUACACCAGGUUUUUAACUGUUUUGAAUAAAACAAUUGUAAAUAUUUGAAA
Messenger RNA from Choloepus didactylus (southern two-toed sloth), 7532 nucleotides. RefSeq names its product NHS like 1 (gene NHSL1). The coding region runs from base 848 to 5599 and encodes 1583 amino acids. NCBI's taxonomy places the organism in Eukaryota, Metazoa, Chordata, Mammalia, Pilosa, Megalonychidae. The record is from RefSeq and is a predicted model, not a curated record. The transcript is spliced from 8 exons. Gene Ontology annotation, biological process: cell differentiation.